This is a messenger RNA of Penicillium robsamsonii, 396 nucleotides long. RefSeq lists its product as uncharacterized. The record is from RefSeq and is a predicted model, not a curated record. Bases 1 to 396 code for a protein of 131 amino acids. The transcript has 2 exons. NCBI's taxonomy places the organism in Eukaryota, Fungi, Ascomycota, Eurotiomycetes, Eurotiales, Aspergillaceae.
AUGAACAAGUUCGGUAGUUCUUCGUGUAAAUCUCAAGAUCACCAUGCCCGAGGGGAUAAGAAAGGCAACGAUAUCCUUGGAGGUGACUCCGUCUACACCAAGUUCAGAGAGGCGGGUCGCAUGAGGGCAAGAGUCCUACGGGGAAAUUUGACCCGUCAGCAGGUUGAAUCGAUCGUCAAGGAUCAAGCUAGUGCCCGACAUGAGGGUGUGGCCAGCUACAAGGCAAGUACAACAUCAGCGAGGCAGGGCGUUUCAUUAUUAUUGGAGAUCAUUCCCAUGGUUUCCCAGGUCGCUGCUCAAGUAUAUUCCGUGUCCUUGGCUAAUCCCACAAUCGGUGCAUCCUCAUCUACACCAAUCAGCAUGGCCACCGGGUCGCUCAUCAUCCGAGCACUCUAA